CUAAAACUUAGGGUUCUUGCGAUGUCGAAGAAGAACAACCUCGCCACGCGCGCCCGGCAGCACGAGUUUGAUCUCAAGAGGGAGAAAGAACAGCUUGACAAGCAGGCCAAGAGAAUUCCAAACCAAAACAAGAUGAAGAUCGAUUCGGUGAAGAUCAAGAAGAAAGUUAGCAAGAAGAAGAAGAAGAAGAGCUUAGUGAAGGCAGCGGGGGCUGCCAAAGCCAUGGAGAUAGAUUCUUGAUAGAGUAUGCUCCAUGGAAUCAGAUUCCGGAUUGAAAAGGACAAACACCGUAGGAAUAUUUUUGCGGAGGAAGAACCUGCGAGCCGGCAUGGCUGCUGGUGCUUCUUCCAUCGCGAAUGUUGGUUCGUUUAGUCUGGAAAUCAAGAGGGAUCUUUCUAGACAGUCGGGAAGAACAUCGAGAGCUUGUGGUGCUUUUACUCUUAAGUGCAGGGCCGCGGCAUCUGGAAGGCUUGAAGAAACAUGGAGGCCUGCUCCGAUGGGACAGAUCUCCUCUUACAACGAUUCCUGGCUUGACAAGCGGAUGAUACUCGUCUUCGUUGGAGCCAUGUCCAAAAUCUCUGGAAAAACCACCAGCCUUCCUGGGUUUGAUGGCUUUGUGGACGUAGCAAGGAAGAUGAUGCAAGGCCGGACUCCUGUGCAACAGCACGAAAUGGUACUGCGAGUAUUAGAGUCUCUCAUGCCUUGGUGGAUCGGAGCUAUGGUUCGGACUAUCUUGCCGGUAUCUAGAGCUACAGCGGAGUUUUAUGCUCACGGCACUACACUGUUCACGAGUUGGUUGAUUGGACCAAGCGAGGUGAUCGAAGUGGAGGUUGAUGGAGUGAAGCAAAAAAGUGGUGUUCACAUCCAGAAAUGCAGAGUUUUGGAGCGCUCGGCAUGCGUGGGCUUGUGUACCAACAUGUGCAAGGUCCCAUCCCAGAGAUUUUUUGCGAAAGAACUCGGUGUGCCCAUGACGAUGGUUCCCAACUUCGAAGACAUGAGCUGUGAUUUUAUCUACGGCCAGACUCCGCCGCCUUUAGAAGAAGAUUCAGCGUCUCGACAACCUUGCUAUUACGGAAUGUGCCCGACUGCAAAAGCUAGAGCGAACUCCUGUCCAAAGUUAUAGGUGAAACGCUUGCGUUUAAUGGUGAGAAAACGGAGUGUUAUCAGUUGUGACUAAGAAAUGGUGAAGAAGUUUGUUUUUUCACAAA
Selaginella moellendorffii is the source of this 1208-nucleotide messenger RNA. RefSeq names its product beta-carotene isomerase D27, chloroplastic. Gene Ontology annotation, molecular function: iron ion binding. The transcript is spliced from 10 exons. The record is from RefSeq and is a predicted model, not a curated record. The coding region runs from base 254 to 1123 and encodes 289 amino acids. Lineage: Eukaryota; Viridiplantae; Streptophyta; Lycopodiopsida; Selaginellales; Selaginellaceae.